AUGGAUGAUAACAAUAAUUCUCAACAAAGUAGUCAAUCGACUGUAUCUCUAUCUUUAAAACCUGGUUAUAACAUAGAUGAUAUAGAUAAAGCUAAUUCAAGAUUCAAAUGCAUAUUUUGUAAACUAAUUAUUCGAGAUCCUAUUCAAUUAACUGAAUGUGGUCAUCGAUCUUGUCGAAAUUGUUUUGAUGAGCGAGCUAAUAAAGAACCUGAUGGAAAUGUAACAUGUCCUUGUGAUGAUUGUCAUAUAGUAACAAACAAAAGUCAAGUCAUGCCUGACAAAGCAUUCAAAAAAGAACUAGAUAGUAUUCGAGUUGUUUGUAUACAUCGAAGAGAUGAUCAAUGUACAUGGACAGGACAUCUUAGAGAUUAUCAAGCACAUCUUGAUGAAAAUCAUGUUCAUUAUAUUUGUCCUGAUUGUAAUGAACGUUUUACUUCACAACCAAUGCUUGAUGAUCAUAUGGCAAAAUGUCCAGCAAUCUUCCAAUUAUGUCCUCUAGGAUCACUGUGUACUGACCAAUUAAUUCGUAAAACUGAACUUUUAAAACAUUUGUUAAGUCAAAAACAUCAAGAAGUACUUAUUAAAUCCGUAACAGGUGAAUAUGUCAUAUCAGGAACAAUGACUCACGAACAGGAAAUGGAAGUGAAUACAAUAAAACCUGAACUUGAUGAUAAGACUAUAGAUAAAUUAAAUACUUUAUCUAAAGAUAUUCAAAAUUUAAAUGAAAUGAAUAUUGAAUUAACAAAUAAAUUUAAUAAAUUAAAUGAACAUGUAAGCACAACUGCACAAGAAUUGAAUAAUAUGUAUUUAACAACCAAUGAAAGACUUCCUGUAAAACAAAGUUUACAAUCUUUACAAGAAAAAGUACAACAAGAUCUUGAACAAUUACAACAAACAUUUGAUAAUUGUCAACAUAUAUCAACGGAUGGUACAUUAACAUGGCGUAUUAAUAAUGUUUCAGAAAAAAUGGCUGAUGCACAAUCAGAAAGACAGACUAGUAUAUUCUCGCCUGUAUUUUAUUCGUCUCCGACGGGUUAUAAAAUGCGUGCAAGACUUUUUCUUUUUGGUGACGGUGGUGGCAGACGUUCACAUAUAUCACUGUUUUUUUUAAUUAUGAAGGGAGAAUAUGAUGCAAUACUUAAAUGGCCAUUUCAUUAUAAAGUUACAUUUUGUUUAUUAGAUCAAACAGGUAAUAAUCGUCAUGUUAUUGAUUCAUUCCAUCCCGACGUUAAAUCAAAUUCAUUUCAACGUCCAAAAGAAGCAGCUAAUACAGCAAGUGGAAUCCCAAAGUUUUUUCCCCUACCUAUGUUACUACAGGAUGACAAUGCAUAUGUUCGUGAAGAUACACUUUAUCUUAAAAUUAUUAUUGCACUUAAUGAUACACCAAAAGUCCUGUUACCAUUUAUGCUAACACUUAAUCCAGCAUUACCGAAUUAUGUGCAGGACAAUUUAAUUCAUCAAGAAGAAAUUAAACGACAACAACAACAAACAGCUACUGUAAAUACUCCUCAACCAGUACCGAUGAACACCGCAAAAUAA
Messenger RNA from Adineta steineri, 1539 nucleotides. NCBI's taxonomy places the organism in Eukaryota, Metazoa, Rotifera, Eurotatoria, Adinetida, Adinetidae. The record is from the annotation of a GenBank genome assembly.